Molecule: messenger RNA, 2324 nt
Organism: Onychomys torridus (southern grasshopper mouse)
Lineage: Eukaryota; Metazoa; Chordata; Mammalia; Rodentia; Cricetidae
Gene: Cd55
Product: CD55 molecule (Cromer blood group)
Exons: 10
Coding region: 89-1627 (512 amino acids)
Source: RefSeq, a predicted model, not a curated record
UCCCAUCCGGGCCGCAGCAGCUCAAUUAACCCGGGGCGCGAAACCGCUCCAGCGGCAGCCAGACGCUCUCUCUCUUGUACCUGGGGCCAUGGGCCGCGCACGCGCGCCGGGGACCCGGUCACCCCCGCCGCCGCUGCUGCGGCAGCUGCUGCUGCUGUCGUCGCUGCUGCUGCUGUCCCCGACCGUGCGCGGCGACUGUGGCCAACCUCCAGAAAUACCUAACGCCACGCCAGAGGUGGAUGGGAAAACCAGUUUUCCCAAGCAAAGCACUGUGGUAUAUUUAUGUAAUAAAGGCUUUCAUAAAGUUCCAGGCAAGGAAGACACAGCGAUGUGUCUUGAAAAUGGUCAAUGGUCUACCCUCGAAACAUUCUGUAAUAAAAGCUGUGAUGCUCCAACAAGGGUGUUUUUUGCACACCCCAAAAAGGAAUAUAACAACUUGAAUUAUUUCCCAAUUGGUACCACUGUGGAAUAUGAAUGUCGACCAGGAUUUCGAAGACUACCUUUACUAUCAGGCAUAUCAACGUGCCUUGAGAGUUUAGAAUGGUCCAAACUUGCUGAAAUUUGUAAAAAAAAAUCAUGUAGUAAUCCUGGAGAAAUAAAAAAUGGCCAUAUCAACAUAAUAACCAACAUAUUAUUUGGUUCAGAAAUACGCUUCUCAUGCGACACAGGGUACAGGCUGGUUGGUUCAACCUCUAGCUUCUGCUCUCUUUCGGGAAAUACUGUUGAGUGGAGUGACCCAUUUCCAGUGUGCACAGAAAUUUUUUGCUCGGAUCCGCCGGAAAUCAAGAAUGGACAUAUUCAAGAGGAAAGUGAUACUUACACAUAUAGACACGCUGUCAUCUACGUGUGUGCCAAAGGCUUCGUCCUGGUUGGAAAGAAGUCCAUUUAUUGUACAGUGGAAGAUGACCAAGGGAAAUGGAGUGACCCAGCACCCCAGUGCAUAGAGAAAUCCAUGAUCCCAUCAACAUCUCCAAAGCCGACAACAGUUAAUGUUUCAGGUACAAGAGUGUCACCAACGUCUCAGAAACCCACCACAGUUAAUGUUCCAGAUACAAGAGUGUCACCAACAUCUCAGAAAACCACCACAGUUAAUGUUCCAGGUACAAGAGUGUUACCAACAUCUCAGAAACCCACCACAGUUAAUGUUCCAGGUACAAGAGUGUCACCAACGUCUCAGAAACCCACCACAGUUAAUGUUCCAGGUACAAGAGUGUCACCAACGUCUCAGAAACCCACCACAGUUAAUGUUCCAGGUACAAGAGUCCCACCAGCAUCUCAGAAACCCACCACAGUUAAUGUUCCAGGUACAAGAGUGUUACCAACAUCUCAGAAACCCACCACAGUUAAUGUUCCAGGUACAAGAGUGUUACCAACGUCUCAGAAACCCACCACAGUUAAUGUUCCAGGUACAAGAGUGUCACCAACGUCUCAGAAACCCACCACAGUUAAUGUUCCAGUAACGCAGCGUGUACCUGCUACCAAGACAACCACACAUCGUCCACCAGGAACUUCUAAAGAGAAAGAAAGGUCUACCUCAGGUGGUAACCGUCUUAUAUAUGGGCAUACAUGUUUAAUAACCUUGACAGUUUUGCAUGCGAUGCUAUUGCUCACUGGCCAGUUGACUUAGCCAAAGAAGAGUUAAGAAGAAAAUAUAUACAACCAUACCGCAUACUUCUAAUGUGUUAGAAUGUCCAGGAAGAAUGGAUGCAAUAAAUUGAAUAGUUUUCUUGCUUUGGCAUGCUAUCAGUUGUCUUUAAGCUGUGUUAGGAAUGUUAACAAAACAAGAAGAAAGGAGUUUGUCUGGAAUGGUAUUGUUGAUCUACAGAAGUAUCUCAAUAUUUCAAAACUAGAAAAUUCAUAACACUGGUCACUUUUCUAAAAGUGUGAGAAAAUGUAGAGACUUUUUUUUCUGUGCUUGGAAUGGGAGUUUGGAGAAAGGGAAAUCAUUAUUUCUUUUGCUAGAUCUAUCAUGUUAUUCUACCUUACAAUGAAAACAGAAAGCUAAAACUACAGAUUAGAUUGUAAAAGCAGAACACAGACCCCAAACUAAAUCCCCUUUCUUCUAAGCGGAAUUGCCACAGAGAUGGAACAUCUUAAUUUAACCUUUGACCUGAAGGUGUUUUCAUUUGGACCUUCCAUGAAAAUGAGUUGGCAAACUAUUACAAAGGAAGAGCACGCUAACAAACCGGCAGUGGGAUGGGGAAUGUAGCUCACUUGGUAGAGAGCUUGCCUAACAUGCGUAAAUGCCUGGGUUCCUUCCUCAGCACACAUUUAUAAUUCUAGUACUUGGGAGGUGAAGGCCAUAGGAUCAGAAAUUCAAGGUC